Molecule: messenger RNA, 189 nt
Organism: Exophiala xenobiotica
Lineage: Eukaryota; Fungi; Ascomycota; Eurotiomycetes; Chaetothyriales; Herpotrichiellaceae
Exons: 1
Coding region: 1-189 (62 amino acids)
Source: RefSeq, a predicted model, not a curated record
AUGUCAGCUAUGCCUGCAUAUUACUCGUCGAAGGCGGCAGUAAUCGCUCUGGCACGAUCAGAUGCGAUCGACCAUGCCGCGGAUCGGGUGAGGGUGAAUGCGGUCCUACCCGGAGCAACGGCAACACCACUAAGUCAGUCGAGAGAGGACGCGAAGGAAAACAUCGAAAGGGGUGCUAUUAAUGUUUGA